AUGCAUCCCAAAGACUCUAUCAAGUCCACCUGGCCUCUUGGCAACAAGUCGGAAUGGGGUGUUAGCCAUCACAUCAUACAUGCCUUGAACACCUACCCUAUCGGCCCAGGCGAGGACGUGCCUGUGCAUAAAAAAGACCGACAAGAUGCCCUAUUUCUCUCAGUGGCAGAACCACGUAUGGGUUCUCUUGCACGCCUUUGCGCCAAUUGCAAUUCACCAAGCUUUGCUAUCUUCUGGACUGUUGUUCGAGAAGUCAAAGCUGCACGCAAACUGGGGCAUCAGUAUGGGUUCCUAGAUGGUGACUCUCAUGAGCGUGAUGGGAUCCCGGAUGUUGGAGUUGACAAGGUGGUUACGUCUCUGUGGAAGACGACUGGGUCACGUAUCCUCUUGGCGACAUGCAUCAGCUACAAGACCGGACAGUCUCCAUUGUCUGUCAUGAGCGACUGGUCUUGGUGGGUAUGGCUAUACCUCCAAAUCGGACUAUACGGCAUCAUUCUCGACUUUUGGUUCUAUGUCUACCAUCGGGCUAUGCACGACAUUGAUUCUUUGUGGAAGUAUCAUCGAACUCAUCACCUGACGAAACAUCCCAAUACUCUUCUUGCCGCCUAUGCCGACCACGAGCAAGAGUUUUUCGACAUGGUUGGAGUGCCGUUCCUAACAUGGGCGACAUUUCAGUGUCUCGGUAUCCCGCUGGGCUUUUAUGAGUGGUGGGUCUGUCACCAGUACAUUGCGUUCACAGAGGUCCUUGGCCACAGUGGACUCAGAGUCUGUGGUAUGCCUCCCUCGACUCUGAAUUGGUUGUUGCAGCUGGUUGGCGCUGAACUUGUGAUUGAGGAUCAUGACCUGCAUCAUCGCAAGGGAUAUAGAAAGAGCCACAAUUACGUAAACUACUGA
Fusarium poae is the source of this 894-nucleotide messenger RNA. RefSeq lists its product as uncharacterized. The record is from RefSeq and is a predicted model, not a curated record. Lineage: Eukaryota; Fungi; Ascomycota; Sordariomycetes; Hypocreales; Nectriaceae. Gene Ontology annotation, molecular function: C-4 methylsterol oxidase activity; iron ion binding. Gene Ontology annotation, biological process: ergosterol biosynthetic process. The coding region runs from base 1 to 894 and encodes 297 amino acids. The transcript has 3 exons.